CUCACCGGGCUUCUCAUGGUGCCUUGGCUUCCAGGAGCAUCUCGGUCAAAACAGUGGCCUCGGUGCUUGGGACAUUAAAUCCAAAUUCUGAGGCCUUGCUUUGCAGACCUCCCCUUUCUGACCAUUUCCCUCUUACCGACUCCUCUAGUCUCUUCAUCAGUCCAGGCUCCCCACAGUGCCCCAUCUUCCCUCUUCUUUUCCCAGUCUUUCUCUCCUGCCUUCUCUACCCGCAUCUCUCCCAGCCAUUGCCUAAACCUCGUCGGUCCUUUCAGGUUGGUGGCACACAGCUGGGCACUAAGGUAUGUAAAUUCCCCACUCUUUCUCCAAGUGUUUGGUGUGUAUCGGCGAAAUGGGAUUAGGUCUUUGAAUGCAGAGCCGUGCCUGUUUUUCCUGAAUUAAGGACAACUGGGCGCUCAGAGCGCCCCUGAGAAUCUGCAGGUGGAGAAGUCUCGGUGAGGAGCCCGGAGGGAGGGACGAGGGCGAGUCCGGGGGCCGCGCGUGUCCGCCCAGCUUCCACGGAAGGUGAAGGGCCUAUUUCCUCGGGGAGACAGGCACCGCUUCCUUAGUUUCCCUCCGCCGCCGCGAGUGCGCCGGGGCCGGGCCCAGCUGGGGAAUCCGAGGCUCUGAGGGAGGGGGUGGCGGGAAAUGGUGCCUCGCUCGCCCCAGCGACAUCAAACCCUCGUUUGGCGUGCGAGGACAAUGGCUGUCUUAUUUUCUCCAUUCGCCGCGCACAAUGCCGGAUUCUCUCAUUCACCCGCGGUGGUGCGAGCGAGCCAUGUCGGACUUCCACGUGCAUCCCCAGGCCACCGUGGGUGAGGAGGGUGGUGUGGCCCGCUUCCAGUGCCAAAUCCAUGGGCUUCCCAAACCCCUGAUCACUUGGGAGAAGAACAGAGUCCCAAUUGACACGGACAAUGAGAGGUACACAUUGCUGCCCAAGGGGGUCCUGCAGAUCACAGGACUUCGAACUGAGGACAGUGGCAUCUUCCACUGUGUGGCCUCAAACAUCGCCAGUAUCCGGAUCAGCCACGGGGCCAGGCUCACUGUGUCAGGCUCGGGCUCUGGGGCCUACAAGGAGCCGGCCAUCCUCGUGGGGCCUGAGAACCUCACCCUGACAGUGCACCAGACCGCGGUGCUUGAGUGUGUCGCCACAGGCAACCCGCGCCCCAUUGUGUCCUGGAGCCGCCUGGAUGGUCGCCCUAUCGGGGUGGAGGGCAUCCAGGUGCUGGGCACGGGAAACCUCAUCAUCUCAGACGUGACGGUCCAGCACUCUGGCGUCUACGUCUGUGCAGCCAACAGACCUGGCACCCGGGUGAGGAGAACGGCACAGGGCCGGCUGGUGGUGCAAGCCCCAGCUGAGUUUGUGCAGCAUCCCCAGUCCAUCUCCAGGCCAGCUGGGACCACAGCCAUGUUCACCUGCCAAGCCCAGGGUGAGCCACCACCUCAUGUCACGUGGCUGAAAAAUGGACAGGUGCUGGGGCCAGGAGGCCAUGUCAGGCUCAAGAAUAACAACAGCACACUGACCAUUUCUGGAAUCGGUCCUGAAGAUGAAGCCAUUUACCAGUGUGUGGCCGAGAACAGUGCGGGCUCAUCACAGGCCAGUGCCAGGCUGACCGUACUGUGGGCUGAGGGGCUCCCCGGGCCUCCCCGCAAUGUGCGGGCAGUCUCUGUGUCUUCCACUGAGGUGCGUGUGUCCUGGAGUGAGCCGCUGGCCAACACCAAGGAGAUCAUCGGCUACGUCCUGCACAUCAGGAAGGCUGCUGACCCACCGGAGCUGGAGUAUCAGGAAGCAGUCAGCAAGAGCACCUUUCAGCACCUGGUCAGCGACCUGGAGCCCUCCACAGCCUACAGUUUCUACAUCAAGGCCUACACACCAAGGGGGGCCAGCUCAGCCUCUGUGCCCACCCUAGCCAGCACUCUGGGUGAAGCCCCUGCCCCACCCCCACUGUCAGUGCGAGUCCUGGGCAGCUCCUCCUUGCAGCUGCUGUGGGAGCCUUGGCCCCGGCUGGCCCAGCACGAGGGCGGCUUCAAGCUGUUUUACCGCCCAGCAAGCAAGACCUCCUUCACCGGCCCCAUCCUGCUGCCUGGAACCGUCUCCUCCUACAACCUCAGCCAGCUCGACCCCACUACAGUGUACGAGGUGAAGCUGCUCGCCUACAACCAGCAUGGAGAUGGCAAUGCCACAGUCCGCUUUGUGUCUUUGAGGGGAGCAUCUGAGAGGACAGCCUUGAGCCCACCAUGUGACUGCCGGAAGGAGGAGGCCGCCAACCAGACGUCCACCACAGGCAUCGUCAUCGGCAUCCACAUCGGGGUCACUUGCAUCAUCUUCUGUGUCCUCUUCCUCCUGUUCGGCCAAAGGGGCAGGGUCCUCUUGUGUAAGGAUGUGGAAAACCAGCUGUCCCCUCCACAGGGUCCCCGGAGCCAGAGGGACCCUGGCAUUCUGGCCCUAAAUGGGGCGAGACGGGGAGAGCGGGGCCAGCUGGGCCAAGACGAGAAACGUGUGGAUAUGAAGGAGCUGGAGCAGCUGUUCCCCCGGGCCGGGGCAGCAGGGCAGCCGGAUCCCAGACCCACAGAUCCUGCAGCCCCCGCCCCGUUUGAGGAGACCCAGCUCUCCGUGCUGCCACUUCAGGGGUGCGGCCUGAUGGAGGGGAAGACGACGGAGGCCACGGCCCCCUGUGCAGGCCUGGCGGCUGCCCCACCACCCCCAGAUGGAGGCCCCGGCCUCCUCAGUGAAGGCCAGGCUUCCAGGCCUGCAGCAGCCCGGGUUACCCAGCCAGCUCACUUGGAACAGUAGCCAGUGUCUGGCAGGCUCCAAAGGGUGGCCGGAGCGGGGCCAUUCUCAGGUCAAAAGCAAGAUUUCUACUGUCAUGUGGGAUUUGGAUGGUCCUGGGGACUCCCCAGCAUUUCUGUCCUGACUGCCUCUUGGGUUGUCAAAACCCAAGGCAGCCUUGACAGGGACCCCCCAGCCCCAACACCCAUCAGGAGUUGGAGCAGUCCCUGCAGGAGCCCAUUCCUUCCCUGGGCUGAUGCCCCCUCGCCUCUGCCUGGUACCCACGUGACUUGGAACUGAACUAACAUUUUUCUUUAAAAAGCGAAACUUAAAAUCAAAAAAAAAAAAAAGGGAGAGAGAUAGAGGAAGGUGAAUUAGACUCCAAAAGAUGACCUUGCUGUAGCUGGGCCCUGACACUGUCACUCUCCACCAACCUUGUUUUCUCAGGAUGGAUUUUUGCUGUUUUGGCUCUCAGCACCUACCUCAGCCGGAAUGAAUGUCCUAGGGGCAGUGGGGUGGUGGCCUCAGCCCCCUUACCCCACAGAGCCCGAAUGCACUCCUACCUCAAGUCCCCUUGAUGGGGACCCCCUCUCCCUUCCCACACUGUUGUCCAGAGUUUAAAAAAAAAAAAAAAAAGCACUUCCCCGUUUCCAGGUGUGAAAGAAAACGUCUACCUCAAGGCUCGCUGGCUCUGUGGGCUGUGUUUUCACUGGACCUGCUUCCUCGCCCCUCCUGCCCACAGCCCAUCUGCCUCUCCCGCAGAGGGGAGGCCAGCGGUUAGGCCACCAAGGGGAACUCUUGUGGCCUACAGAAAUAAAAAUGGAUUGGGCAGAAAGAAAAUGUGAAAGAAGCCAAAAAUGAGAGGAAAUUUGUUCCUUGAAGUAUAAAUUGUCCAAACGAGCCACCUCCCAGCACACUGCCUGUCCCCGUCUUGUCUGUCCACUCCCAUUUUGAGCCAGCCCAUCCUUGAUGGGGAUGCCCAUGAGGAACCUGGGCUUGGGAGGGUGGCAUCAGCUGGCCGCCUGCCUCCUGUCCUGCAGGCCAGGCUCCUUGAAUGUACCAUGUGUGGGAUGGGUGUGUGGGAGGGUGAGGGGGUGUGGGUGUCCCCCACAGAAGCACCCCAGCCUCAGGCACCCAGCCAGCCUGAUCCACCCCUCGACAGGGGAGCAUCCACUGUCAGCAGCCAUGGCCGGAAGCUAUUUUUAUACAAGGUGUGUUAAGGGUUACGUUCUUGUGACUUUUUGUUACUCUUUUCUGUUGUGUUGUUCUUUGAACUACUUAGUUAAAGAAGAAGAAAAGAAAACCAAGGAAACAAAUACCUAUUUUUGGUUAUACUCGGAAACAUUUUUUUAAAUAGCAGAAGAAAAACUUUUUUUUAAAGAAAAAAAGAUAAAUGUAUUCCUUAAGAAUGAGAUUAGACCAUAAAAAAUCCCUGACCCCCAACCCUCUAGGGACACCUCCACCCUGAACUUUAGUUAAUUAGCUGAAGAAGAUAGAAUUUGUGGUGUUUUCCUAGAAAACUAGAGCUGUGUCCGCGUGGACUUGGGGAAGGGUAGUCCCUUCCCUUCUCCCAAAUGAUGUGUGGAUGCCCAGGGCUCCACAAAGCUCCCAGGCAGUGCCCCCUCUGUUCCCAAAGCAGCUUCUCUCGGGAGCCUCCCUCUUUCCCUUGGGAAGGGUGGGGCUGGGGCAGGAGGGAGCUGGGGGGCCACGUGGCCUGACUUGGGUUUUAUCACACUCUGCUCAUUUUGACUGAAUAAAAGUCCUGUUGCCAAAGUGAA
Messenger RNA from Nomascus leucogenys (northern white-cheeked gibbon), 4545 nucleotides. The record is from RefSeq and is a predicted model, not a curated record. Lineage: Eukaryota; Metazoa; Chordata; Mammalia; Primates; Hylobatidae.